AUGUCGGCUACUGAGGACCACCCGAAAAGUGCCAGCGAACUCCGGAAGGUCGUCAAUGAGCACACUGUAGGUGCGGGAAAACUUCCUAGAGUUAAAUUUAUGACGAAAAAAGAGCGCGAGAAGAUGGCCAAGGAAAUGGAAAAGGAGAAGAAGCAAGCGGCUAAGGAGAAAGCGGAGGAUUUGAGAAAAAGACGUCGGGAGCAUCAGAAAAUGAUGGACGAUGAAUUAAGGAAGGCUAAAGAGGAGGAGAGGGAGGAAAGGAGACGUAGAAGGAAAGAGGAGGAGGAAGCCCGGCGUCGUGAGCGUGCUGCUAGGGAGAGUGAGGACGGUUCGAGGGUUUCGAGAAAGGAUAGAAAAGAAGACGAUUUUAAGAGAAAAACACAAAGCAGUUUGGCUGAGCUCCACAUGUUGAAUUUGGAUGAAAAUGAGCUUAGAAGUCGGCAAGAGGAGGCGGAGUUGGCGUUGAUCAAGAAGCGUUAUUUGGGCAUUGACAAGAUGGAAAGAGAUGACGAGAAAAGGAGGAAAUUGCAAAAACCAUCGGAAAAAUUUCGAAAUAUUUUCAAUUUCGAGUGGGAUAAUUCGGAGGAUACGAGUAAGGAAGAGACCAACGAGUUGUAUCGAAAUCGGGUCCAACCUCAACUACUCUUUGGCAGAGGCUUCAUUGCUGGUGUUGAUGUGAGGGAGCAGAAAAAGAAAAACAAUUUCUAUGAUAAACUGUCGGAAGAACGUAGGAGGAGUCACAAGCUUGGUAUAGCAUCGGGGGUUACGAUGGUAGAGGCUGCUCCUGCUGCUGCUACUGGGAGGAAGAGUAGAUCGUCACAGAUGAUGAUGGAUAGUGAUGAUGAUAGUGAUUAUGGAGCUCUUGGAAAGGGGACUCAUUGGUCGGAGAAGAAGAGCUCGGAAAUGACCAAACGUGAUUGGAAGAUCUUCAGAGAGGAUAUGAAGAUCUACCUCAGAGGGGGAAGGGUCCCCAUACCUUGCCGUACUUGGGCAGAGAGCCCCUUACCUGUCGAGUUGUUGAAGGCGAUUAACGAAGUUGGAUAUAUACGCCCUACUCCUAUACAGAUGCAGGCUAUUCCGGUGGCGAUGGAACAACGUGAUCUCAUUGGUAUAGCCGAAACAGGAUCUGGUAAAACGGCGGCUUACAUGUUGCCGAUGCUCACCUACGUCAACGCACUGCCUGCCUUGGAUAAUGUCACUGCAGAGGAUGGACCGUACGUAAAUGAAGUACUCGAUAGGAUCCCAGCAUCGAAUUUGAAGUCUUUGGAUGAGGACGAGGCGACGGAGCAGGAGAAAACGUCGAAGCAGGGAAAGAAGCGUUAUCGGAUUACUCAAAUGUUUUCCGCCACUAUGCCAACAGCGGUAGAGCGACUAGCAAGAAAGUAUCUUCGGUGCCCUGCGUAUAUAUCUAUAGGGGAUCCUGGAGCUGGUAAGAAGGAUAUAGAGCAAAGGGUGGUAUGGACUAGUGAAGGAAGCAAGAGGAAACAGUUGAAGGAAGUUUUGCGAUAUACGGAACCUCCAAUUAUCAUCUUCGUUAACGUUAAGAAGGCUGCGGACGUAUUGGGGAAAUGGAUAGAAGGCGAGGGAUAUUCGGUAUCGGUGUUGCAUGGUGGGAAGCACCAGGAUGCUCGAGAACAGAAUAUGGAGAAUUUCAGGGCUGGCUACACUGAUGUAUUGGUCGCCACUGAUGUCGCUGGACGAGGUCUCGAUAUUGACGAUGUUCAACAUGUCAUCAACUUUGAUAUGCCCAAAAACAUUGAGGAUUACACACACAGAAUCGGCCGGACUGGAAGAGCCGGAAAGAAGGGCUUGGCUACUAGUCUUCUUACUAAGGAGGACGAGCAUAUCAUGUACGAUUUGAAGAACUUCCUGGAACAGAAUGGGCAGAUUGUUCCUCAAGAGCUUCAACAUGCUCAGGCAGCGAAGUUCAAGCCGGGGACGCUGAACAAGGGACAGGAUGUUGUGUUCGUCCAAUAGUAUCCGAGGUUGACUUAUGAAAGAUACGCAUCAGCUUCCUAUCCC
Molecule: messenger RNA, 2022 nt
Organism: Perkinsus marinus ATCC 50983
Lineage: Eukaryota; Perkinsozoa; Perkinsida; Perkinsidae
Product: DEAD box ATP-dependent RNA helicase, putative
Exons: 19
Coding region: 1-1977 (658 amino acids)
Biological process (GO): mRNA splicing, via spliceosome
Cellular component (GO): catalytic step 2 spliceosome
Molecular function (GO): ATP binding; RNA binding; RNA helicase activity
Source: RefSeq, a predicted model, not a curated record